AUGGAUCUACAAAAUAAUAUUCCACCUAUUUCAAAGGUGGAAUUACAGCAAUCACUUCCUUCCGAGGAAAUUAAUACAACCGAACAGACUUCAAAUGAAUACGACUCCUUAAAAUCACAAUUAGAACAAAUAUUUUCUGAUUUUGACAAAGAAGGUCGCGGUAGAAUUAUUUCAAGAGAUUUACUUUCUAUGAUUGAACUUUUCGAAAAAAAUCAAACUACUUGUUUACUAAAAGAUGAUGCUCGAAAAAUAUUUCAAAUGUUUUGUGAGCAAAACCCAAAUAUGGAGGUGUCUGUUGAUGACGUACUUCAACUUAUAGCUAAACUAUCAGCUCCAAGUAAUUGUGAAACGGCAUCAUUGUCUAAUGAACAAGUAACGACAAGAAGACCAAUCACAAAAUUCGGGUCGGUACGCACUGGCUGGAGUAAUAGAACUUUCUCUCCACCCGCUAGAAGUCGAGAUGCACCAAUGUUGAUUGCACCUGAUACUGAUAACGAUGAAUCAUUUCUUCCAAGUAUGAUUCCAUCUUCACAUUCUAGAAGAUUAUCUUCGCCAGGUUAUUAUGAUUCAUCAGGAUCUAUUUCAUUUCAUAGAACUUAUCAUGAUAUUUCCGAUGAUUUUUCAGAAACUUCAUUUGAAGCUAGUGGCGGAAUUGACCAGUCGAUUAGUCAUUUGUCACAAACAAUUGAUGACCCUGCUCUGCAACUUAGUAAACUUUAUCGUCAUACGGUUGACCUCACCAAACGUCUUAAAGAUUCUGAACGACACUUAGCUUCUGUUGCUCGUCAACAUGAAGAUCGUAUUGAAGAACUACAACAUAAAUUAGAUGAAACAAAAGCAGACCUUCAAGCUAAAAAACGAGAAAUUCAAGAUCAUAAGAGCAAAGAAAAAAUUAGUUCGCAUCAAAUUUUCGCUUUGGAAGGAGAAAUACAAAAAAUUCAAAAGAAUUUAUCAGAUCAAAAAAAUUUAUAUUCUCACCUUAAAAAACAAUAUGAAGAUAAAUAUGAGGAAGCCGAAAAACUUAGUAAUAUUAUAAAGUUGAAGGAAGAAGAAUUGGCCAGAACGGAACGAAAUCUUACUUUCUUUGCUGCAGAAGAAAGAAAAUGGAAUGGUGAACGUGAACGUUUAGAAACUGCAAUAAGCAAACUUGAACAAGAUCUUACUGAAACGUUAGAUCUAAGUGAUAUUGGAUCAUCCAAGGAUUUACGUACUGAAAUGGUUGAUCAUGUACUUGCAUCUAUUGAAGUCGUUUCAGAUUCUAACACGGAGGAUAUAAGAAACGAUAAAAAAAACAAGCCACGACGCCGUAAAGAUGAUACCUCAGAUAUUAAUACAAUUGAUGAGCAUGCUCAAUCAAGAUCUAAUAAUGACUUAGAUAGGCAUCGCGUGACUGAUAUCGAACAAUCUGGUCGUAAACAAAGUAGUUCACGAUCAUCCCGCCGUUUUGUAGAUCAAAGUGUAGUUGCACGUAAUAAUCCACUUGUUGAAACUCAAUUUCAAACUUUGUCUUCAGAAUUAGGUGUUCAAUAUGCUUUAAUUGAAGGAAUAUUAAGAAAUCGUGCAUCAAAUGGUAAUACACAUGGAAAUCCACACGGAAAUUUGCAUGAUAAAAGAGACAGAGCAAUCAGAAAUAAUGCCGAAGGUGAUAAUAAUGAACUUGCAAGGCAUAGAGGUACAAGAAACUCUGUGCGAAGAAACAAAAGAAGAGUAAAUCCAAGUCAAGAAAUAGAGGCACAAGCUUUAGAAAAAAUUGAUUCCCAAUCAUCAAAAGCACUUGUUCCACGUAAUGCAAAUAAUUCGGUUCAUAAUAUUGCAAUAGUUCAUAAUACUGCAACUUUUGCUUUAUACACAGUAGUCAUUUACCUCUUUGGAAUCAUAACAUCGGUCUUUGUCAUUGAUAAUAAUCAAGGAGCAGCUCCAUAUAGUGAUUGGAUGCCUUAUGAUGACUUGAGAGAAGAUGGUUGGGCAUCACGUCUUGGGCAAAUGAUCCUCUAUUGGGCAGAAAUAUUAUUGAAUGAUGGAAACAUGAGAGUACCUACCUAA
Entrophospora sp. SA101 is the source of this 2043-nucleotide messenger RNA. Lineage: Eukaryota; Fungi; Glomeromycota; Glomeromycetes; Entrophosporales; Entrophosporaceae. The record is from the annotation of a GenBank genome assembly.